AUGCAAAAUUUCAAACAAGAAAAAAUUGAUGCGAAUAAUCAUGUUUCAUCAUCAUCACCCUCAUUAUCACCCUCAUUAUCACCCUCAUCCCGUCAUGACAAGCUUCAAUCUGUUACCAGCAGCAGUGGUAGUAAACCCUCGCAUUUUGAAAUUUAUUCAACGAUAGUAUUGGAAUAUAAAGAUCAUUGUUCCAUAAGGAAUCAAACAUGUUUCGGAAGAUCCAAUCCUCCAUACAUGGGAGAAGCAACUAAUAUUCAUUUAUUUCCAUCAUCAUCAUCAUGUACUCAACUCUCCCAUGUAUCCAACAUUGAAUCUCAAAUUUGUAAAUCCUCUCAAAGAAUUAAGGCAAUCUCUCAUGGAGAAUAUCAUUCGUUUUAUAUCUAUGAAAAUGGUCAAGCCUAUGGAAUUGGUGAUAAUUCCAAAUAUCAAUUAAGUAUUCGUCCAUUCACUUUAUCCAAUGUCAAUCAUUUGAGACGAGUUCAAUUGCCAAACUAUUAUCAAGGUCAUGGACCCAAUGCACAAAAUAAUUGUUGUAACCACCAGAAUCAGCACCAACACCAACACCAGCACCACCACUCCACUCAACCACUGAUUCAAAGGAUAUCCUCCAAAUAUGAUCAUACUCUAUUCCUCACUUUGGAUGGAAAGUUGUAUUCAUGUGGUUGUAAUAAUCAACAUGGUCAAUUAGGUAAUGGAACGUUCAUGUCCUCUCAUGUUCCUUAUCCUAUCAUGUUGGAUAAGAGAUGUAACAAUAUAUAUACUACUAAUACUACUACUACUUUUAUUGGCCAUAGAGAUACCACUAAUAAUGGUGUUACCUUUCAAGUGACUCUUAUUGCGACAGGAAAAGAACAUUCGUUAUGGGUGGCUGAGAGUUCAACACAAAGUAUCUUGUAUGGAUGUGGAUCGAAUCGAUUUUCACAACUUUCCAAAAAGAGUUGUGGUGGUUUCCUUCAUUCGACAUUGACUAGUACUACCCAACCAAUAGAAAUCAUGACACUCACUCAUGAUACUUUUCCCUCAAUGAAUUCACACACAAUGCACACCAACAACACAAUUCCCUCCUCAAAAAUUAAGAAAAUAGAUUGUGGUCAUUUUCACAAUGCUGUGCUAUGUCAAAAUGGUGACUUGUACAUGUUUGGAAGGAAUGACAAGUGUCAAUGCUUCCUUUCCAAUGAUCAUGUUGAAAGAAGAAUGCAUUCUGUUGUUGUGUCGCCAAUGGCAUCCUCCCAUCCUACCUGUACACAUAGAUCUAUUUCAACAAAUCAAGUCAUUUCAGAACCUCGAGUAGUACUUUCACAAAUUGAGGAUGUGAGUUGUGGAGAAGACUUCACAGCUGCACUCUCUCAUUCAUACUUGUACAUGACCAAGAAUUCAAGUUCAAAAUUUAUGACCAUUGUACCAUUAACAAGUCUCUACAAGUUGCAUGAUCAAGUGGUAUGUGGAUUAGGAACACUUUCACAUCAUAGAACAGUCCUAUUAUUGAAGAGAAUUGAAGAGAGUCUUGUUCACAAAGAAUUACAUGUCAAGAUAUUAAAUGAAGAAGGUCAAUGGAUUCAAUCAUGGAAAUAUGAAGGUGGAAAUAGAAUGACAAUGAGCGAUCAUUCAAUGAUGAAUUUAGAACCAUAUAGAGAUUCUGUAUUGAAAAAGAGAAAGGUAAAUUAUGAAGAAUUGAAGGAUGAUUUUAACAGGGAACUUGUUUUUCAACCCAAACACGACCUUCAUUGUCAAUGUGGUGCAUGUUUUACUACCAAGGUCAUGUUGAGUUGCGGAAAAGACUCAAUGACGAUCCUCAUUGAACAAUAUUGUCAUUAUAUUUACAGGGCGUACUGUAACCAUCAACUAUGUGACAUUUCCUUUCAAACUUGUACUUGA
Molecule: messenger RNA, 1875 nt
Organism: Naegleria lovaniensis
Lineage: Eukaryota; Heterolobosea; Eutetramitea; Acrasida; Naegleriidae
Exons: 1
Coding region: 1-1875 (624 amino acids)
Source: RefSeq, a predicted model, not a curated record